Molecule: messenger RNA, 721 nt
Organism: Zeugodacus cucurbitae (melon fly)
Lineage: Eukaryota; Metazoa; Arthropoda; Insecta; Diptera; Tephritidae
Product: dynein light chain roadblock-type 2
Exons: 2
Coding region: 318-653 (111 amino acids)
Biological process (GO): microtubule-based movement
Cellular component (GO): centrosome; cytoplasm; cytoplasmic dynein complex
Molecular function (GO): dynein intermediate chain binding
Source: RefSeq, a predicted model, not a curated record
AGUUCACGGAAGUUUUCCCUUAAAAGUUGUGCAUUUUUUUAUUCAUAUUUACAUAAAAAACUAUUAUAUAUAUUGCCACUGCUCUUCGUACUCAUAUUGUAGCUAGUAACCAUGACAGUAAAAAGUGAUAAAACCAUUUAUACAAACUAUCACCUAUUGACCUAUAUUGAGUUCACAAAAUCACCUAAAGGAAAUACUAUGGAGACCAACUUACUUUCAAGGCAUUCACGAAGUAAGCACAGCUUGUGUGACUUUUAUUUUCAACUUUUAAUCACAUUUUUAUAGCUUAAGAAUUAUUUUGUGCCAAAAAAAGAAGGAUGCAAGCAGAGCAGCAGCAGAGUAAGCGCACACGCUCAUAUGUGGAGGAGGUUUUCCGUUUAAUUGAAGAAAAACCCGAUAUAGUAGAUAUAAUAAUAUUGAAUAAAAAUGGUAAUCCCAUUAAGACAACUAUGGAGAAACAACUUGCUAUUGAGUUUGCUGGCCUGUAUGAAGUAUUGAAGGAGAAGGUGCAAUUGGGUUUACAGAAGAUUGAUCCAAAAGAUGAGUUAUUAAUGCUACGAGUACGCACAAAAGCCAAUGAAGUGCUUAUAACGCCAGAUGGAAAAAUUACUGUAAUGGUAGUACAAAAUGCACAAGACCGAAUUCAGUUAUGAAUUGUAAUUCCGAAUUUAAGAUUUUACAAAGCCAUAAUACACAAAAUUAUAUAUUCAUAGUAAAAUAA